Messenger RNA from Folsomia candida, 1829 nucleotides. It is a transcript of the gene U4-U6-60K, whose product is annotated as U4/U6 small nuclear ribonucleoprotein Prp4. Gene Ontology annotation, cellular component: U4/U6 x U5 tri-snRNP complex. NCBI's taxonomy places the organism in Eukaryota, Metazoa, Arthropoda, Collembola, Entomobryomorpha, Isotomidae. The coding region runs from base 148 to 1578 and encodes 476 amino acids. Gene Ontology annotation, molecular function: U6 snRNA binding; U4 snRNA binding; protein binding. The transcript is spliced from 9 exons. Gene Ontology annotation, biological process: mRNA splicing, via spliceosome. The record is from RefSeq and is a predicted model, not a curated record.
UCGGCUCUCUCACGUCACACUCGUCACACUUUGUUAAUUUUUAGUCAGAAUUACUGACCGGCUUGGGCCCUGAAUUGGACUAUAAUUUCAAAAUUUUACGUAAAAUAGUUUCAAAAUUAAGAUAAAAUUUUAGUCAAAUAAAUCAAAAUGAAUUUCGACGAUAAUACAGCCAUUGCGACGGCCAUUAAGUCCGGAAACAUUAAUAUUUCUACGGAAUACAUGUCUAUAGAGGACCACCUCGAUAAAGAGAAACAAGCAAGUUUAGACGAACUUGAAAGGAGAAAACGUGUCCGGUUAAUGAAUGUAAGUACUGACGAUGCAGAAGUAAAAAAAGAUUUAAGAACACUAGGCGAGCCCAUUUGUUACUUUGGCGAAGGUCCGGCAGACAGGCGACAGCGUUUGAAGGAGUUGCUCUCGAGGUUAGGGCCAGAGGUUUUACGAAGGGAUGUCUACGAGGCGGUGGAGAAGCCGUCACAGGACAAAUAUCAAGGCGUUACGUGGUACCAUGAAGGCCCUGAGAGUUUAAGAAUAGCGAGAGAAUGGAUCGCAGGAUAUUCAAUCCCACGAUGUAGAGCUAGAUUGGAUGAAGCUAGACAAAAACGAAAUAUUCCUGAUAAGAUAAAAAUAGCACAACGGCAAGAUUUACAAAAGAAAAUGCAAGUGCUUACGAAUCAGUGCAGCCAGGUAGGGGAUUCUCGACCGAUUUCUUAUAUUCAAUUUAGUCCAAACUCUCAAAUGUUGGCAACUGCUUCAUGGAGCAGCCUUAUCAAGUUGUGGUCUGUUCCGGAUUGCACAUUAAUAAGGACUCUGAAAGGUCAUAUGAAUAACGUUGGCGCUGUAGUGUUCCAUCCUCACGCUACAACGUCACUCAUGGAAGACGAGGCUUGCUGCUUGGCGUCGUGUGGUGCGGAUGGUUCAGUAAAGUUGUGGAAUUUGGUGAGUGAUGAGCCAAAGGCGGAUGUUCCUGGACACAAUCAUCGAGUAUCGAGGAUAGCCUAUCAUCCCUCGGGACGCUUUCUGGGCACCUGCUGCUACGAUUCUUCAUGGAGAUUGUGGGAUUUGGAGCAAGAAGAGGAAGUUUUGCAUCAGGAGGGUCACAGCAAGGCAGUGCAUUGUAUGUCCUUCCAAGUUGAUGGGUCACUCGCAGUCACGGGAGGGUUGGACUCAUUUGGACGACUCUGGGAUUUAAGGACUGGGAGAUGCGUAAUGUUUCUAGAUGGUCAUCUGAAAUCAAUAUACGGGAUUGAUUUCUCCCCUAAUGGAUUUCAUAUUGCUACUGCCAGUGAAGAUCACUCUACUAGAAUUUGGGACAUUCGGCAACGCUUGUCCUUAUACACCAUUCCAGCCCAUACGAAUUUAGUGUCGACAUGCAAAUUUCAGCCAGUCGACGGAAAUUUUAUCGUAACUUCGUCGUAUGACAAAACUGCUAAGUUAUGGCUGAGUUCUACCUGGCAGCCCUUGAAGACAUUAAGUGGACAUGACGGUCGAGUAAUGUGCGUCGAUAUUUCACCGGAUUCUCAAUAUAUUGCGACUUCGUCGUUUGACCGGACGUUUAAAUUAUGGUCUCCGGAUUUGUAAAGUAAUAAUUUUUCAUUGUUAAUAUGUAAAUAAUUUGUAUCACGAAAAUUGCAUCUUUUAAGUUACACAAAUAUUUUUAUGUUCAUAGUUCAUACAUUAAUUUCUGAGUUUAUGCACGUGUUCUUUCUUCUUCUGUUACAUAAUAUUUCAACAUUUAAUUAAUCAAAAAAUAUACGAUUCGACCACUAGGAGUGUACAUAAAAUGACGACAUACAUUGUGGAACUAAAUAAAUAGCUUUUUUGACACCGAG